AUGUGUGGAAUUUUUGCGUAUCUUAAUUAUCUUAAUGUUAAGGAUAGGAAAACGAUUAUUGAUAUCCUUAUAAGUGGAUUAUCUCGUCUAGAAUACCGUGGUUAUGACUCGGCAGGUUUGGCCGUGGAUGGCGAUAGUGAAACUGAAGUAAUUCUCUUCAAACAAGUUGGAAAGGUUGCCGCCUUGAAAAAAUUAGUGUCGGAGCAAAAUGUUGAUUUUGAAAAAGAGUUUGUUAACCACUGUUCUAUGGCUCAUACUCGUUGGGCUACUCACGGUCAACCUUCAACGACGAAUUCUCAUCCUCAUCGCUCUGAUCCAAAGAAUGAAUUCACCGUGGUUCACAAUGGCAUUAUCACCAAUUAUAAAGAAUUAAAGACACUUCUGGAACAUAAAGGCUAUCAUUUUGAAUCUGAUACCGAUACUGAAGUUGUUGCUAAGUUUGCAAAGUAUUUGUAUGAUACUCGAAAUCCUCAUCAAAACUUAAGUUUCACCGCGCUUGUCAAGGAUGUUGUCAAGAAAUUGAGUACUCAUUAUCCACAUGAAAUGGUAGCCACACGACGCGGUUCUCCUCUCUUAGUUGGUGUUAAAACUGCGAAAAAAUUAAAAGUAGAUUUUGUGGAUGUCGAAUUUGGUGCAGAUUCAGGAGGCCUAUUGUCUCCUAAUGAUGCAGUACCAAAACUCAGACAUAGUCAAUCGCGCACUUUUCUUAGCGAGGAUGGACUUCCUCAACCUAUUGAAUAUUUCCUUGCGUCUGAUCCUUCCGCUGUUGUAGAACAUACAAAGCGUGUCCUCUAUCUUGAAGAUGACGAUAUUGCUCACAUUAGUGAAGGAGCUGUUCGUUCUAUCCAAACCUUGGAGUUAGAACUGGCCAAAAUCAUGAAAGGUUCUUUUGAUCACUUUAUGCAGAAGGAAAUUUUCGAACAACCAGAGUCAGUGGUCAAUACUAUGCGUGGUCGUGUCAACUUUGAUAGUCAUAAGACCCGGGCUAUUUUCGAAGAAUUAACGGAGAUUCCUGUUUCUGUUGAGUUAGCUAGUGAUUUCUUGGAUAGAAAGACUCCUAUCUUCAGAGAUGAUGUUUGUGUAUUUGUAUCACAGUCUGGAGAGACAGCAGAUACCAUUCUUGCUUUACGGUAUUGUCUAGAACGGGGUGCUCUUUGCCUCGGUAUAACAAAUACUGUUGGUUCAACAAUUUCACGUGAAACACAUUGCGGUGUCCACAUUAAUGCUGGUCCUGAAAUUGGUGUUGCAUCUACUAAGGCGUAUACUUCUCAAUUUAUUGCUUUAGUGAUGAUGGCUAUUCAAUUGAGCGAAGAUCGUACAUCCAUGACACAGAGACGAAAUGAGAUUAUUGAUGAACUUAAGAAGCUACCAGAAUAUAUCAAACAAGUUCUCAAGAUGGAUAAAGAACUACAAGAACUUGCUAGAAAUGAUCUUAAUAAAGAAAAAAGUCUCUUGAUUAUGGGUCGUGGUUUCCAAAAUGCUACUUGUUUAGAAGGGGCUUUAAAGAUAAAGGAAGUUUCAUAUAUGCAUUCUGAAGGUAUUUUGGCUGGUGAAUUGAAACAUGGACCUUUGGCUCUUAUCGAUUCAGAUAUGCCUGUUAUUCUUAUUAUGACUAAGGAUUCUUUAUAUCCGAAAGUGCAAAGCGCUCUUCAACAAGUCACAGCUCGUAAGGGUAAACCAAUUAUUAUCUGCAAUGAGGGCGAUGACGGUAUAGAAGUUCAAUAUGUGAAAAUUCGUAUACCUCAAACUGUAGAUUGUCUACAAG
Molecule: messenger RNA, 1765 nt
Organism: Racocetra fulgida
Lineage: Eukaryota; Fungi; Glomeromycota; Glomeromycetes; Diversisporales; Gigasporaceae
Source: the annotation of a GenBank genome assembly